Molecule: messenger RNA, 4893 nt
Organism: Globicephala melas (long-finned pilot whale)
Lineage: Eukaryota; Metazoa; Chordata; Mammalia; Artiodactyla; Delphinidae
Gene: ZBTB25
Product: zinc finger and BTB domain containing 25
Biological process (GO): regulation of transcription by RNA polymerase II
Cellular component (GO): nucleus
Molecular function (GO): protein binding; DNA-binding transcription factor activity, RNA polymerase II-specific
Source: RefSeq, a predicted model, not a curated record
CCGCCCCUCCCGCACGGAGGAGUCAGGCGGCCGCCCGCCGCGGCGGCCUCUGGAUGAGGACACUAGGCCGAAAGACGGUGUAGCUUGAUCGAAGUCCCAAGACGGUGUAGCUUGAUCGAAGUCCCAUACCUCUUCACUAACUGGACUCCAAGGCUCUAGAUGCCUUGGUCGUUACGCUCCUCGCCACAGCCGGAGUGCGGUGCCAGUUUAACCCACGCACCGUAGAGACUAUCUGCCAGAGAGCCACAAUGGACACAGCUAGCCAUAGCCUUGUCCUUCUGCAGCAGCUGAACAUGCAGCGAGAAUUUGGUUUUCUGUGUGAUUGCACAGUUGCUAUUGGAGAUGUCUACUUCAAAGCCCACAGAGCAGUGCUUGCUGCUUUUUCUAACUAUUUCAAGAUGAUAUUUAUUCACCAAACAAGUGAAUGCAUAAAAAUACAACCAACUGACAUCCAACCUGACAUAUUCAGCUAUUUGUUGCACAUUAUGUACACGGGGAAAGGGCCAAAACAGAUUGUGGAUCAUAGUCGUUUGGAGGAAGGGAUUCGAUUUCUUCACGCCGACUACCUUUCUCACAUUGCGACUGAAAUGAAUCAAGUGUUCUCACCAGAGACUGUGCAGUCCUCAAAUUUAUAUGGCAUUCAGAUCUCAACGACCCAAAAAACAGCUGUCAAACAAGGGCUGGAGGUCAAGGAAGCUCCUUCCAAUAACAAUGGAAAUAGAGCUGCUGUCCAGGGUGACCACCCCCAGUUGCAGCUCUCUCUUGCUAUUGGGCUGGAUGAUGGCACUGCAGACCAGCAGAGGGCCCAUCCUGCUGCCCAGGCCUUGGAGGAGCACCAGAAGCCCCCCGUGUCCAUCAAGCAGGAGAGAUGUGACCCAGAAUCUGUGAUUUCCCAGAGCCAUCCCUCACCCUCUUCAGAGGUGACAGGCCCUUCUUCCACUGAAAGCGGUAUCAAAACACACCUAUGCCAUUACUGUGGGGAACGUUUUGAUUCCCGUAGUAAUCUAAGACAGCAUCUCCAUACCCACGUGUCUGGAUCCCUCCCAUUUGGUGUCCCUGCUUCCAUUCUGGAAAGUAACGACCUUGGUGAAGUGCAUCCACUUAAUGAAAGUAGCGAGGCUCUUGAAUGCCGCAGGCUUAGCUCCUUCAUUGUCAAGGAUAAUGAGCAGCAGCCUGACCACUCACACCGGGGUGCCACAGAGCCUUUGCAGAUCAGUCAAGUGUCUUUGAUCUCCAAAGACACUGAGCCAGUAGAAUUAAACUGUAAUUUUUCUUUUUCAAGGAAAAGAAAAAUCAGCUGUACUAUCUGUGGUCAUAAAUUUCUCCGAAAGAGCCAAUUACUGGAGCACAUGUAUACACACAAAGGUAAAUCUUACAGAUAUAACCGAUGCCAAAGGUUUGGUAAUACAUUAGCCCAGAGAUUUCAGCCAUAUUGUGACAGCUGGUCUGACAUCCCCCUGAAAAGUUCUUGCUUGUCGCAAGAACAGUUAGACUCAUCUUGUGCCUUAGAGUCAGAACUCACACAAGAAAAUGUGGAUACUAUCCUGGUUGAGUAGCAGUUUCUCCUUCAGGAUUUUUGUAUCAGUUCUGAAAAAGAAAACUCACAUACUUCUUUUAAUUCAUAAAUUAUUUUUCUCCUCAAGUUCUAUUGACUUUUUCUUUACCAUUUAUCCAUAGUUUUAAGGUUGUAUGUAUUAGAUCUUUUUAUUGUAAGAUAUAUUGAUACAUAGCUACUAAAAUGUAACCUUCAAUUAGGGCUGUGAAGUUUUCAUAAAUUAAAUCACAAUUUAGAAAUCAGAAAUCAAUAUAGAAGUAUGGAAGUUUUUCCAGGUUGUAGAAUCUGUAAAAUCAAAUUGAAUAUGAAAUAAGUGAAAUCUUUUUUAAAGAAUAUUCUAGACUAUCACUUUUGGUUAAUGUUCCACAUGAAUUAAGCCCUUAUAAGGAUUAUUUUAAAAUAUUUUCUGCCAUACAGGGAAUUAAUAGUUUUUAGUGCAUAACUGUAUGUUAUAAUGUAUAAAUCAUUUGUUUUAAGGCAUAGCUAUACCAAAUCGUGAGUAGUUUUAAAUUACUUUUUACUUACUAGCUCUGCAACAUCUUAUGUGGCUUUAUUUUUUUUUUAACACUGAGCAUACCUCAUUUUCAAUAAAAAAUAUUUAAGAGAGAGAAAGGGAGAAGAGUCAGAAACACACACAAAAACUUAAACAGAAAGAUACAUACACAUAGAUAAGCAUAGAAGCCCCUGGUGUUAGAGACAGAAAUUCAGAUAGAUCUGUGUUGACUGACACCCUAAUGUUAUCUUAAUCUAGAGUGUUUUCUUAAAGACCUUAAGGGAGGGGCUUCCCUGGUGGCGCAGUGGUUGAGAGUCCGCCUGCCGAUGCAGGGGACACGGGUUCGUGCCCCAGUCCGGGAAGAUCCCACAUGCCGCGGAGCGGCUGGGCCCGUGAGCCAUGGCCGCUGAGCCUGCGUGUCCAGAGCCUGUGCUCCACAACGGGAGAGGCCACAACAGUGAGAGGCCCGCGUACUGCAAAAAAAAAAAGACCGUAAGGGAGUUUGAGAUUUUUAUGACCAGAGGUUUACAUGAGCUUAUGAGGUAAAUGAUAAAAUACAAAUUAUCUUUCUGCCUACAGUAUCAGAAGAUUUUAUAGGCUACCUGGGUUGACAUUAAUUUUCUAAUAAUCACCUGAAAAGGUAAUUUUUCAGUGGCACAAUUUAAACUUUUUUCUGGUCCAUAAAACCAGUAGAGUAGAUAUAGUCAGUGUCCUAGAACUAUGUUUAAAAUCCAUGACAGCCUUCCCUCUAUGAAUCAACUUAACUCCCUUUUAUAUUGGUGAAACUUACAAAGCUAAAAUUCCAGAAAAAUUAAAAUUGGUGGACUGAAUGAUAGAUUCUCCUGCUGUGUGUAGCUGGGAAAUAGCUGGUUAAACUUCACCACAGAGUAUAGAUGUAAAUUGUUUCUGAGGUGUUUAAAUUUAAAAUACUAGAGAGUCAAGGAUAACAAAAGAGAGAGGCUUCAGAACAGCCUUAUCUUUUUUUGUAUGCUGCCCUGCUAAAUUCUAAACCUCACAGGUAGCUUAGUAAAUUUAAUAAAUUUGGUUUGUGAAGAUUAGAAUUAAACUACGUACAGAAACUGUUUGAUCUCCUUCCUGACUGCUCACUUCUGCGGUUAUUUCCUGACAUCAGAGUUCCUCAACGGUAUCCGAGUUCAGUCAGGAUGUAGCUCAAAGAGAAAUCCAGCUCAUUCUGAGGGCACAAAGGUUUUCUCUGGGUUAUCAGUGAGUUUAGGUGAAUUAUGAACUGAUAAGUUUUUCUUAAGGAGUGAAUGAAGAAAACCAAUGGGCAUUGUCUAAGGUGGUUGAGUUUCUGUCGUAGACAUGGAUGGGAAGCCUUGUGGGGCCCAGGUUGACAUAUGUUAAGAGCAAAAUCUAAGUAGCUAUUGAUACAGAGUCAGUUGUAUUGGGAGUAGUUAAAACAAAUGUAUUGCUCUUUAGUGUCAGAACUGCAUCUAAUCUUAUAUGUAAAUCAUUUAAGUAAUUAUUCAAACUCAUACUGUCCUCAAAGACUUCAUCUCAUAGGAUGAACACAAAUAUUAACAUUGAUUUCAUGUAUCUUAGGCUAUUCUAGAUAUAUUCCCUAGCCUUCUUCAAGUAAAGUUUUAUUUUUCUCAUUUAGAUAAAAAUUUUCCUGAUUUUUCUCUUCUGUUUUCUUUCCUACUUGCUCAGUCAUUAGUCGUUGACACAAAGAAGUGUGUAUAGCUAAAGGGUGGGAGUAAGUGUGCAUAUGAAUUGUGGUGUAGGGCAGCAGUUCAGGGCAGAGUCUGGAUGUGGCAAAAGUUUGCUUUUGGCUGACUGUUCAUGACAGACAACAUUAACUUAAAGCAGAGAUAUAUCUACUUUUGUUGGGUGUUAAGGAAAGAGUGCUUAACUGUAUUUUUAUUCUUAUUCAUAAAGUUACUUUUAUUAUUAGGAAUUCAAAACAAAUGUUCUUUUCCUUCAUCUUCACAGUAUUCUGUCUAUAUUAGGAAGUGGGAAAAUGAUUACUCCAUUUUAUAGGAAAAUAUCCCAAAACCUGGGUUCCAGAGAGCCAGUGAAUCACUAUUCACUGUGGGAAAUGACCCCAGUUUUAUCUUUUUCAUUCAUUCAACAGGAAUAUUUUAAAAAUAGCUAUUUUAUGACUAACACUGUGCCCUGAGUGUAUUUUUUUAAGACAUGAUUCCUCACUAAGAAAAAUCUACUUUGUAUAAAAAAGUCCUCCCAGCAAAACCCUUUAGUUUUGACUACAUCAUUUGUAAAAUGGAGCUAUUAUCUUAGCCAUAUAGUAUGGUUUGCAUGAUGAUUAUCAAACUCUUAAAACUGGAAAUGCUGUGUACACCUUAAUGUAUUGGGCAAGUACUAGACAGACAUUUUCCCUUUGGAUCAGCUUAGAAUUUUCCCUUCUUUCUAGAUCCCACAUAUAGUUGUUCUCUGGAGGAAAACAGACUGUUUCAGUAUUUGUCCUUAUUAGCCUAUUGUCAGAACUCAGUAUCUGAUAAGUGCAGUCUGCCUUAUAAGAAAACCAAAAUUUCUUGAUUUAUCUCCUGAGAUUAUUAUCUCUUUCUCUGAUUUUCUGACUUCCCAUCUGUAAAGUGUCUGUAAGCAAUCCCUACCUCACAGGGGUGUUGUGAGGAUUUGUAUUAAAACUGUGUUAAGUUCUAUCAGUAUUACUGGUAAAAACCAACCAUAUAAAGAAAACUACAUUCUACAUGUUUUCUGCAGCUAAACCUAUUAACUUUAGUAUUCCAACUCAUAAAUUCUAGAAUGUCUUAAAAGCAGUCAUGUACUACUUAAUACUCAAUAAUUAAUUGGCAGAAUUCUUAUUUUUUUGGCAGAAUUCUUAUUUUUUUUUUUUUUUUACAAA